Molecule: messenger RNA, 4982 nt
Organism: Clupea harengus (Atlantic herring)
Lineage: Eukaryota; Metazoa; Chordata; Actinopteri; Clupeiformes; Clupeidae
Gene: bcl11bb
Product: BAF chromatin remodeling complex subunit BCL11B b
Exons: 4
Coding region: 1412-3961 (849 amino acids)
Biological process (GO): positive regulation of transcription by RNA polymerase II
Cellular component (GO): nucleus
Molecular function (GO): DNA-binding transcription factor activity; RNA polymerase II cis-regulatory region sequence-specific DNA binding
Source: RefSeq, a predicted model, not a curated record
AGGAGGGCUAGUGUCAAGAAUACGGGUGUCCUGAUAAUAAAAAACAUUUAGUGAAGAACCCUUCGUAAAUUAGGCCAGCUAUGUAAAGGUACCAUCUACAUAAAUGUCAGAAGCCUAUGACUUUUUAACCAGUAGCCUAUUACUGUGAGUAUAUCGACAGGAGAACUAGCAGUGUGAACUUGGUGUCAAAGAAGCCAAUCACAAAUAUUCAGACAUGCCUGUAACCGUUGAUAAACCGUUGAUAAAUUAUCUUAAGGUAACCUGUUCAACCAAUGUUUUAGCAAUGGCAAUGAUUCAAAUGGCCGUCUAACCAGCGGGUAACAUAAUAUUUGUGAAGACUAUUUCAUACAAAUGUGAGCACAACUCAGUAGCAGGCGCCUCCGUAAACUAAAUGACUGAAUAUCUGCGCUCCUUGUUUCGACGUGUCCAUGCGGUCACGCCUUCCGUGAUACAAUUCAGGUGAUCCAAUGGCUGUGCGAACCGCCGCUAGUCGCCCCCAGCGCUGCGGUAGUCCUUCACCGCUCUGUGAUGUCUCUCUCAUCGCCGACCCAACGUCACGUCCGCACUUGAACUUAAAUUUCAUCCCAUUUUUCAGAGGCAACCCCUGCCACACACGCGCGGGGUACUUCCAGAGAGACAGGACUCGUCACGCCUAAUGCGAAGAACUAAAGAAAUAGUGGACCUUGACAGAGUUGGAGAGGAGGUGGUGUCUUAAUUGUCGCCGGUCUCUUGUCGGAGUCUGCACGAGCGAAGAGUUGCAAGUCUGCGCACUGAUGCCAGAGCACAUGGAGAGCGGUGCCAAAGGUUCCAUCACUUGGCAAUCCAACUGCGCAGAGGAAUUUGGAAUUUAGAUAAAGUAUUUUAAUACAGACUAAGAAAAGACAUUACGGUCUCUAUGCAGAGAGCAACUGGAAGAUAAAUAGUUGUAGUCUAGACUACAUGGUAGCUUCAGGUUUGUCGGUCAGAGAAUAGUGUACAUUAAGCGCACUUCGUUCAUCAGUUUUCCGUGGAGAAAAGAGGGUGCAAUUCUCUAUUUGGAACAUAACUGUCACGUUAUUUCGCUGCCAGUUCGCCUAACCUGCGUUUCAGGAACAUAUCGCUCACCAGACUUUUACGCAUCCUGAUUUCAAUCCAGGUGCUCAUGCUGUUGGUCAACAGACGGUUUUGUGAGACAGCGCAUACGCGUCAACCCACGAGACUUACUUGGUGGACUCAAGUGGACAGCUCUUUCUUCUUAAACUGAUUUACUACAACAGUGCGAAUUGAAAAAACCUCCACGCUCCACGAAGAGAAAACAUUCGGACUGGGGAGCAUUUCGGAAAAGUUACUGGAAAUCGAAGGGGAGGAAACGGGAGCAUCUGACUCGUUCAAGUCCAGGUCUCCGGGCGAUGCGAUUGUAAAUGCCAGGGCAAUGUCCCGUCGUAAGCAGGGGAACCCACAGCACUUAUCCUUGUCGCAGAGGGAGACAAUACGACCAGAGACCAAUCAUGAGGUGGAGGCGGGCCAGCGCUCUCCAGCAGUCUAUGUGCCCAGCCUGGUGGGCGGGGUCAGCGAGCACGACCUGCUGACCUGCGGCCAGUGCCAGACCAACUUCCCGUUGGGCGACAUCCUGCUGUUCAUCGAGCACAAGCGGCGGAUGUGCCGCAGCGGUGGUGGCGGCGGCGUGCCGGACUUCUACGACAAACCAGGCAACCGUGGCAGCCCUUUGCCGCUGCGCAUCCAGCCUGAGGGAGGUUGCCGGCCCGUGGAGGUGGGCAUCCAGGUGACCCCAGAGGAGCAUGAGGGGGAGAGAAGGCUGACGCCCGCCAAAGGCAUCUGCCCCAAGCAGGAGAGCAUCACAACAGGUAAAGAUGAGCCCUCCAGCUAUAUCUGCACUACAUGCAAGCAGACCUUCACCAGCGCCUGGUUCCUGCUUCAGCAUGCCCAGAACACACACGGCAUCCGCAUCUACCUGGACACGCAGUUCACCGGCGGCUCACUGGCGCCGCGCAUGGCGCUGCCGCCGCCACUGGGCGCCGACUCACUGCCCCGCUCGCCGCUGGCCAGCUUCCUGGGCGAUGCUGGCAACCCCAUCCACCUGCUGCGCAUGGCCGCGCCACUCCUACGCGAACCCCCGCCUCCGCUGCCUCCCCCGCCGGGCUACAUGGAGACACGGCUGUCAACCCCGCCCUUCAUGAGUCCCCCGCCCCCACCGCGCCACCACCCGCAUCAGCUGGAGCGCCUGGGCCCGGAGGAGAUGGGCAUGCUGUCGCAGCACCCGAGCGCAUUUGAGCGCGUCAUGCGUCUCGCCCCUAUGGUCAUGGAGCCGCCACCCUCCAUGGACUUCUCGCGGCGGCUGCGCGAGCUCGCCGGCAACAGCAAUGGCAACGGCAACGGGAGUGCCGCGGGCGGAGGGCCCACGCCACCCGUCUCACCCAACCGCGUGCCACCCAUGCACCGGCUCCUCAGCCCAACCCUUUUCCAGCCUGGUGCUGGCAAGACACCACCUUCCUUCCUGGGCGGGCCACCUUCGCAGACCACUAUGCUGACCCAGCAGCAGCAGCAGCAGCAGCAGCAGCAGAUUCGGGGAGGCGGUGCCUCUUCGCCCCUGGGCCUGAGUAACAAGUCAAAGUCGUGCGAGUUCUGUGGCAAGACCUUCAAGUUCCAGAGCAACCUGAUUGUGCACCGGCGCAGCCACACUGGGGAGCGUCCCUACAAGUGCCACCUAUGCGACCACGCCUGCUCCCAGGCCAGCAAGCUCAAGCGCCACAUGAAGACCCACAUGCACAAGACGGGCUCCAUGAGCAGCUCGCCCGAGCACGGUGGCAAGGACGCGUCCAGCGAGCAGCACAAGAGCCGGGACAGCAUGGCUGGAGGGGACAGUGCUGGACAGGAGAAUGAGGAGGAGGAGGAGGAGGAAGAUGAGGAGGAGGAGGAGGAGGAAGAGGAGGAGGAGCCACAGCAGAACGGCGGCCGACCCGAGUCCAACCUCAGCAUGGAUUCGGAGUUCAACCGCAACCGGGAGAAUGGGCCGCGGACAUUGCCUGACAACAAGGCCGCCAUGGCGGCAGAGAGGAUGGCGCAUGGCCCCUACAACAACAACCUCGACAAUCAGCUGAGGCUGCCUCUCCAUGGGCGGCCUCAACGAGACAGGGCCUCUGAGGAAGAUGAGGAAGAGGAAGAGGAGGAGGAAGAGGACCCGGCCGUGAGGGAGAGGAGACGCCCAGAGGAGCAGCACCCUGCCAUCAACGGGCGUGACUGCCGCUCGGAAGACUCCCUCCCGGGCAUUCUGUUCCGUCGCAAGCCCACGCCCAUCUCCAGCCCCGGCUUGUCAGCGUCCAAACGCAUCAAGGUGGAGAAGGAACUGGAGCUGCCGCCCAUGCCUCUCAUCUCUUCGGAGAACGUGUACUCGCAGCUGCUGGCCGGCUAUGCCGCCUCGCGCCACUUCAUCCGCGAGCCCUUCCUGGGCUUCGCCGACUCGCGCCAGUCCCCCUUCGGCACCUCGUCCGAGCACUCCUCCUCAGAGACGGGUAGCCUACGCUUCUCCACGCCGCCAGGCGCCGACAUGCUGGAUGCUGGCGCCCUGUCGGGCCGGAGUGGCGGCAGCGGCAGCAGCACACCUCACCUGCACAUGCGUGGCCCCGGCCCCGGCCGGCCACCCAGCUCCAAGGACCGGCGCAACGACACGUGUGAAUUCUGCGGCAAGAUUUUCAAAAACUGCAGCAACCUGACGGUGCACCGGAGGAGCCACACGGGCGAGAGGCCAUACAAGUGCGACCUGUGCAGCUACGCCUGUGCCCAGAGCAGCAAACUCACGCGCCACAUGAAGACGCACGGCCAGUUUGGCAAGGAGGUGUACCGCUGUGACAUAUGCCACAUGCCCUUCAGCGUCUACAGCACCCUGGAGAAGCACAUGAAGAAGUGGCAUGGCGAACACUUGAUGGCCAGUGAUGUCAAACUAGAGGAAGCCGAUCGGGUGUAGUAGUGGAGAUCCACCCCCACCCUAGACACACACACCCUACACACCAUCACAGGCAAACAGCUCCUUCACCAGACUUUGUUACGGGGCUAACCGGAUCUUUGUUUGUUUGUUUGUUUGUUUUGGUUUUUGUUCUUUCCUGACUUGAGACUUUUGGAAUGACGUUUUCUUUUUUGUUUGUUUGGUUGGUUUAUUUCUUGUUUCAGAAAAAAAAAAUGCCACCUGAGAAAAAAAAAUAGGAACUGGAAGUUUCCUGUUUUAAAGUCUUUAAAAACAAGAGUGAGACAUAAAGCCCUGUUUGGCAUCUCCCAACAGCAAAGGAUUUUAGUUAUGUAGGAAUCCAUGGAGCCUUUCUACUGUGCAAUAAUAUCCGUAUUUAUUGGGUUUUUGUAAUGAAACAAGGCAUGUGCAGGUACAUUAUUGAGGCGUAUUAAUACUUUCUCAUGGAGAUAGUUUUGAAAUAUGCUGGACUUCUUUGACAAAAAACAAAAACCCAGGCUACAAUAAUGAGACAUAUACUGAGAUGUUGGCAUAGGGCCACUUUGCUUUUGAAUUCACCAGUUGCAUUUUAUUUUGGGCCGGAAGUGGUUAUUUACCCAGUAGAAUAAUUUCCUAGGAAGAGAUCAACUUCUAAAAAAAAUUAAAAACAAUCCAAGAUACCCGUUUUGUUUUUUCAUACGCAAGGAUAUAAGCUUACUACAAUCCCUUUCUUAUUAUGAUUUCAUCAGGUAAAAGGCACUGAAUGUCAGCUUGACAAUAAAGAGAAAUGAACAAAAUGAGAGGAUUUUGAAAAAAUCCCUCAGCAUCGAAGGCAGCUGAAAGGUAGUUAGACUGCCCUGUGAUUGGAAAUAAAAACAAUGACCCCUCUAACCCAAUCAUUCACACAAGCAUGGGCGUAUGCAGUGGAUGAUGAUCUCUGAAUAUAGCUAGAACCUCUGGAAUAUCAAGAAGAGCUCAUUUGUUUUGUGAAGAAAAAAAAAAUCAGCGAGAUCCCUCUGGAUUUUCUUUGGGGGGUGGAGAGGGG